AAUUAUUACAUAGUACAUAGCGUCUGACUUCAAUGAGAUUUUCAUUUAAAUAAAAAGAGUAUAAAAUUAUCAAAACUAUUAGUGUGAAACAUUCAAGUUUAUUAUCAAUGUUAAUGUGUUAUUUAUGAGCUUAAGAUUUUAUACACGUACCAAAAUGUAUUCAACACACUCAACGGUAUUUCUAACGUCGUCUGCUUCAAUCAUUCUUUCAAUUUUAAUUACAUUCGCUGUCAGUCUUCCAGCAGGUUUAUACGAUUUCCCAAGUCCGAGAAUUGAAGUAUUCAAAAAUGGAGGUUUUAAAGUAUCCGUACCUGAUGAAGAUGGUUUAUCAUUAUUUGCAUUUCAUGGUAAUGUAAAUCGUCCAUUGCGCAAUUUAGAAGCUGGUCAAUUCUCCGUUGAUAUUACCAAAAAAGAAAAUAAUCGUUGGACAUAUGAGAAUUCAGAUUUAAAAUUAAAACGUGGUGAUGUCAUUAAUUAUUGGUUAUAUGUUAUAAAAAAUGGAUUAGGUUAUCAAUUGCUAGAUAAACAAUAUACAGUUGAAGAUUACACAGAUGAAUCAAGCUGUACAGUUGUAUACAAUACUGCCAUCGCUGAUUGUAAAGAUCAAGUUAAAUCAUUAGAGGCUUGUAUGAAAAUUCAAUCAAAUAUACUGGAGUCUCUAGUGAUAUCUCAAAGUGAAUUAGUCCGUUUACAUAAAUUAGUAAAUCCAAAUUUUAAUGUCGACAAUAAUAAUGUUCGACUGUUACCAUCAGCAGAUCAACCAGAAGGUGUAGUAUCACUUGGUCCUAUUCCAACGAUUCCAACCACAACUUCGAAGCCACUCCACAAUGUUUCAACUUACAAACAUGCAUUAUUAAUGGGUGGCAAUUUGCCAAUUGUACAGCCAUCACAAAAAAAUUAUAUACAAUUCAUUAAUUUUAUAUUAUGGGAAAAAUUAGAACUAAAUAACACUGAAGCUGUAAGUGUUACACUACAAGACGAUGAUACUUAUGUUUUUGAUUUACGUAGUGGUAAAGAAAAGCAACAAGUAUUAGAUGCUAGUAAAAUAAAAUUAUUAGAUUCUACAAUUUUUAUAAGAAAUUUUGAAAAAUAAAAUACGCCGGUAGUUGAAAAAAAAAGUUGUUAUUUCAAGUUUUUUUAUUUCAAAUAACAUUGGCACCACGUCUUGUUCAGAAAUGUGAUUAAAUUUCAUAACUAUCAAUUGUACCUGUAAUUUAAUGGUCAGAGAGGCAAACGUAAGGAAAUAAAGCUAAGGUAAAUAAUGAAAUUUUCCAUAAUAUUCAUUGUGGCUAUUAUCGUUUUUCAUGGUUAUAAAAUUGCUAAAAUUGACUCCGAUGCGGCGUUAGGCAAACGGUCUUUUUCGCUAAUGAAAUCAUUAUUAAGAAUUAUUUGACUUAAAGUAAUUGCUUUUGAAAAUCUUUUGUAAAGUCAAGUCCAGAUACCAAUAAUGUUAUUUAUUUAUUUUAUUUAUUUAAUUUAAGGUCGCUUUUAACAUCAAGGUCAUAGUAUUAUUAAUUGCUAUUUAUUGU
Messenger RNA from Chrysoperla carnea, 1529 nucleotides. RefSeq lists its product as uncharacterized. The transcript has 3 exons. Gene Ontology annotation, molecular function: carbohydrate binding. Bases 125 to 1093 code for a protein of 322 amino acids. The record is from RefSeq and is a predicted model, not a curated record. NCBI's taxonomy places the organism in Eukaryota, Metazoa, Arthropoda, Insecta, Neuroptera, Chrysopidae.